GCGGCCGCGCCCGGACUGUGGUACGAGAAGGCAGCGCCCGGGGACCGCAGGCUGGGAAAAGUGGUGACUAUAGCCAAGUCAAAGAAGUUUCGGGAUAAUCACGGGAAGGUUCUACUGGAGGGUCACAGGCUGAUCAAGGAUGCACUGGAAGCAGGAGCUGUGCCACAGACUCUGUUUUUCAGCACCUUGGAGCACCUGAAGUUGCUGCCUGAGGCAGAGAUAAAACGAGCCAGCUUGGUUAAGGUGAAGUUUGAAGACAUUAAGACCUGGUCUGACCUCGUAACUCCUCAGGGGCUUCUAGGCAUCUUCUCCAAGCCUGACCAUACCAAGAUGUCUUACCCUGCUGCUCAGCUCACCAACUCCUUGCCACUGCUCCUCAUCUGCGACAACGUCCGAGAUCCAGGGAACCUGGGGACCAUUCUGAGAUCUGCAGCAGGAGCAGGUUGUGAGAAAGUGCUCAUCACCAAAGGCUGUGUGGAUCCAUGGGAGCCAAAGGUGCUCCGUGCAGGAAUGGGGGCUCAUUUUCGUCUGCCCAUCAUCGCCAACCUGGACUGGGAAUCUGUUCCCAGCAACCUUCCUGAUGGCAUCCAGGUCUGCGUGGCCGACAACAAAGAUCCAACCACUCGGGCCAAGACCACGUCAGCGCCAGGAGGAGCUGGUGGGGCUGGCUCUGCUCCUGGCAGCUCAGAAGCUCCUGUGAAAUCCAGACCCAAGGCUGCUCCCGAGGAUGAGGAGGAAGCAGCAGGUCUCCCAGAGCUGGCCACGCAGUAUUACUACGAGCACUGGGCACAGGCUCCAGUGGCAGUGGUGAUCGGUGGGGAGACCCAUGGUGUGAGUCUGGACGCACUCCACCUCGCAGCCAGCACGAGGGGCAAGAGACUGGUCAUCCCCGUGGUGCCAGGUGUGGAGAGCCUGAACUCUGCAAUCGCUGCUGGCAUCGUGCUCUUCGAGGGGAAGAGACAACUACUGCGGAGGCACAAGCAGGAGGACGAAAGGCAGAAGUUCCCUGCAGCAGGUUAA
This is a messenger RNA of Acanthisitta chloris (rifleman), 1020 nucleotides long. RefSeq names its product RNA methyltransferase like 1 (gene MRM3). The annotation marks the transcript as partial. The record is from RefSeq and is a predicted model, not a curated record. Gene Ontology annotation, biological process: RNA processing. The transcript has 4 exons. Lineage: Eukaryota; Metazoa; Chordata; Aves; Passeriformes; Acanthisittidae. Gene Ontology annotation, molecular function: RNA binding; RNA methyltransferase activity.